GCGUUCCUCUGUUUCAGGUGUCGCGAACACGACAGGAGCACGGGCAAUUUUGAUUCCGCUCACUCGGGAGAUCGCAGCUAUUGGAACGCCCGCGAUGGCCGCCCGUUUAUGACGAAUCUGGCGCGGCCGAGAACCGAGCAGCGGCAGGGGCAGCGGCGGCGGCGGUAUCCGGAGGCGGACGGAGACGCGAGCGUGCCCGUGCUCGUGCCUCUCGACGGACCAGGGAAGAGGGUUGAGCCUCGAUCUUAUUUCGGCCGAGCGCUCCCAAUCUCGCAUCCAAAGUGGCUAAGAGCGUAAGUCCUCGUCGAGUGCACCAGGAGUGCCCGAGCGGAGGGGAGGUGCAGGUACAGGUGCAACAGGAGAGACGAGCACCGAGGCGCAUGCCUUACCUGGGGCCUGAUAUGACAUCCCGGCUGUCCGCCAUGUUUUACACGGUCGAAGUCGGGGACACAAGGUUCACCAUCCUCAAACGGUACCAGAACCUGAAGCCGAUCGGGUCGGGCGCGCAGGGUAUCGUUUGUGCGGCGUUCGACACGGUCACCGCUCAGAAUGUGGCGAUCAAGAAGCUCUCGAGACCCUUUCAGAACGUGACGCACGCGAAGAGGGCCUACAGGGAGUUCAAACUGAUGAAGCUGGUGAACCAUAAGAACAUCAUAGGUCUUCUGAACGCGUUCACGCCGCAACGGUCGCUGGACGAGUUUCAGGACGUCUACCUGGUGAUGGAGCUGAUGGACGCGAACCUGUGCCAGGUGAUACAGAUGGAUCUGGAUCACGAGCGCAUGUCCUACCUUCUUUACCAAAUGCUAUGCGGCAUCAAGCACUUACACUCGGCCGGUAUUAUUCACAGGGAUCUGAAGCCGAGCAAUAUCGUGGUCAAGUCCGACUGCACGCUCAAGAUUCUCGACUUCGGUUUGGCGAGGACCGCCGGGACGACGUUCAUGAUGACGCCGUACGUGGUCACGCGGUACUAUCGGGCGCCAGAGGUUAUCUUGGGCAUGGGUUACAAGGAGAACGUGGACAUCUGGUCGGUCGGGUGCAUCAUGGGCGAGAUGAUUAGGGGCGGCGUGCUGUUUCCCGGCUCGGAUCACAUCGACCAGUGGAACAAAAUAAUCGAACAACUGGGAACACCGGCGCAGGAGUUUAUGCAGCGGCUGCAAACGACCGUGAGGAAUUACGUGGAGAACAGGCCACGAUAUCCGGGAUACCCGUUCGACAGGCUAUUCCCGGACGUACUGUUCCCCUCGGACUCCUCGGAGCACAAUAGAUUAAAAGCGAGCCAAGCCAGGGAUCUAUUGUCGCGCAUGCUCGUCAUCGACCCCGAGCGACGCAUCUCCGUCGACGACGCUCUACUGCACAAUUACAUAAACGUGUGGUACGACGAGGGCGAAGUGAACGCCCCCGCGCCAGCUCCGUACGACCACAGCGUGGACGAGAGGGAGCACACGGUGGAACAGUGGAAGGAGCUGAUCUACCAGGAGGUGAUGGAAUACGAGACGAGUCACAAUCCCGCGACGGUAGCCCAGGGGCCGGAGAGCGGCGGCUCCCGGUAGACACGGACCGAUCGAGCUUUCGAGGCGUCGGCCGUCUCUCCGAAGACGCACCCGGACUGUCCGAUCUCUAUCGUAUAUAUACAUACACACACACACACACAUAUAUAUAAAUAUAUAUAUAUAUAUACCGCGGGAAUCCGAGGAAGAGUGACGACGAGUAGAAACUCUUCGCCUCAGGGGGAGAGAUGCGGUAACACGCUGUAAUCGCGUCCUCCUUCUCCGAAGCCAAGAGGGAAACGGUCCAGGCGGGAAAUUUUUGCGAGACGCGCGAGGCCGGAGUAUGAGCGCGAGGUGCGCGCGCGACCGAGGAACACCGAGGGAAUGAUGCACGAGAGCACCGUCACGCCGGGGCGAGGGAGGAAGAAGCGAGGGGGCCGCUGCUCCGUCGCUUUUCCGGAGAUCGGAUGAAAUCGGCGUCGGGAGGAAUCACGAGCGUUACUCCGAUAUGCCGUUUGCGAGAACACACACCAGGCAUCACGAGCGCGCGGCUGCGAGACACACGAUAAACAUGUAUAACGAUAUAUUUCCCGUAACCAAAGCAUACACGCGAUACGACGAUACAGCCGUACGGCGACGCGGCGGCCGCGAGGAUACCGGAGACGUUCGUCGUCGAUUUUUCCUCGGUCUUACUCCUAUUUCCGACCCGUUCUCCGUCGCGAUGACGAGAAACCCGCGUUACCCGCGUCCGUUCGCGACGCGAGACGAACGUUUUCCGUGAUCGAGGCUAGAGAGCCCGACGACGCGUACUCGUCAUCGUCGUCGUCGCCGCGGUCCUCCGUCUCUUGUUUUCAUUUCGAGAAUUCUGCCCGUGUCGCGAAACGCGAGCGCGAGCGCGAACACGAACGCCAACGCUUCUUUCGUCCGUUUUCUUUUCUCUUUUCCUCCUCUUCUUCUACCUCUUCUACUUCUUCCCUCUGACACUCAUUUUCUCUCUGUUUCUCUUCCCCUUUCUCCGUCACUCCGUUACUCUGUUCCCGUGUUCGCGUCUCCAUCACCGUUUCCGUUUCGGUGAGAAGCGGGAAGCGCGAGAAAAAGCAUUACUGCCAUCGAAUCGAGAAAGCCUCCGAUCCCGCGCCCCUCGGCGCGCGUUCCCCCGCGACGCGUAUUCCUACGACGCGUCCGUCGCGCGGCGGUCGGCUCGCGAUCUCGUCGAAAACGCCGGGCCGAACUCGAAGCGUCUUUUGCGUCCUUGCGCGGCAAUAUCUAUUUUUCGUAUCGUCCUUAGAAUUCGGGAACAAAUCCGCGAUUAAGAGAAAACGAAAAAAAACUGGCGAUAGGCGGCGACGAGAUCGCGGCCGGUCGCCGCGCGCGAGAUCCUUCUCCCCUCGGCGAGGCUCGUUUGCGAUCGCGUCUCGAGACGACUCUAUACCUCGGACGAGCGGAAACGCGUCCUCGGUCCCCCGAGAGAGGAACGAGGCGCGCGACCACGACGCGCGAUCCCGCUUGGGGCUUUUCGUCUUUGCCGAUCGAGCGACGAGUUUUCUACGUAUAUCCCGAAAGCGUCCGACAUACAGGGUGUGGCGAGAACAGAAGAGCCCGAGAGCCAGUCCCCGUUUCAAUGUCCGUUGCCCCGCGUCCGAAUUUCGAUUUGUCGUGAUCGCGCGUUCAAUGUUCGUCGAACGAUGUACAAUCGUGUAUUUUUAUAAUGCAACCCUUGAAACGCGCGUGCUUUUUGUCUCAUCGUUUUCGCGCGCUCGUACGCCACCGAUAUUUUGUAUCGCUAACUUUGUAAGAUGGUACCGCGUUCUAAUCCAAAUUGCAACCAUUUCCAGGGGGUGGUACACGGAGGGAAAAUUCGAGGAACGGCCUGGGAAGGGGUGGGGUUUGGGGGUUUCGGGGAGAAAGGCCGUGAGACGAGUAGAGGCGAGAGGAAGGGAACCGAGGACGAUAAGGCAGGGGUGUGCCAGCUCCACCGACGAACGCGUCGGAUGGGAGCGGGCGAGAGUCAGUCGUUGAGUGGACGCGCGAGGAGUCGAGCGAUUCGGUUCGUUUCUUCGGAGGACGUACGACGCGGGACGCGCUCGUCGAUCGCGUCUUGUCCAGUUGUUCCGAGCGGCCGCUCUUUGCGCGGUCGCGCGAAACGUUGUUCCGUUUGUUUGCUUCGUUCUGUUCCUCCCCAUUGGUUUCCUUUGAAUUUCACUGUCGGCGAACAAACGACAAUAAUCGGCGAACCCGAGGCACCCGACGAUCUCGUCCGCGUGCGUGCGCGGAGGCGCGAACCCGAUUCGCCUCGACGUCCUUCGUUUCCGUUGCGUCGCGCGAACAAGGAUCUCUCGUUGGAAGUCAGCUCUCGCGAGACCGUUUUUCGCUCGACGUCGCUCCGCUCUUCGAUGUUUAUCUUAAGUUUAGAACAAGUAUCGCGACCGUUGUAUAUUUCCGAAGGAUCGUGCGAUGCGCCUCUGAAACGUCGACCGACGGCUCGCAGGCUGGGACCGCACAGAUGCAGGGACAAAGGGGACCGUCCGUUCGCGAUGCUCGCGUUCGAGAACGAGACGAUAGGUAUCAGCGGAUCUCUCGCGUUUACGGUAUCCCAUGGAUAUGGAGGUCCCGUCGCUAUGCGUUGGGAGUCUCCUUUGCACGGGGUCAGAUGGAAGGAGCGAACGAUUCCGUUUGUUCCUGGAGCGGUUUUAGCCGAUAAGCGGUCGGACAACUGGUCAAAGGCGUACGUUACACCUCAGCGUUAAGCUCGAACUAGCGGAAUGCGCGUUAUUCCAAAGCGACACGUUUGUGGCAAUAUCUGUACAGUAGCCGGCUAGACAAAUGGGACUGAAAAUAUGAUCGUUUCAACGGCGACAGUAAUUGACAAUGACGACCACGACUAAACCACGACCACGACCAUGCUAACGCUAACGAUAACGAUGACGGCAGCGACGAGGGUAAAGACGAGUGCGACACUAUUGGUGAUUACUAUUUUAUUAUUAUUAUUAUUAUUAUUAUUAUUAUUAUUCUAAUUAUAAUUAUAAUUAUUAUAAUAAUAAUUAUUAUUAUUAUUACUUUUAUUAUUGCGUCUAUUAUUAGUACUAUUACUAAUAUUAUUAUUAUGUACAUUUUAUUUCUAUUAUUAUUAUUAUUGUUAUUAUUAUUAUUAUUAUUAUUAUUAUUAUCAUUAUAUUGUACGAAUUAUUGUAUUUAUUACGAUUUAUUACGAAUCCAAUUAUCGACGAUCGCGAGGGGACAGUGAAAGAAGUGUAAUGUGAACGUUGAACUUUUAUUUUCCACGACGAUAGUUAUGUGAAUAUAUUGCUACAGUCCGAUCCAAAUAAUCAAGCUUUUGUAACACUAAUUGUAAUAAAGCAACGGUGAUACUGCUAA
Molecule: messenger RNA, 4862 nt
Organism: Nomia melanderi (Alkali bee)
Lineage: Eukaryota; Metazoa; Arthropoda; Insecta; Hymenoptera; Halictidae
Source: RefSeq, a predicted model, not a curated record